AUGGCGCUUUGUCAAUUCCCAGUGAACCUUCACACUAUUUCCUCUUCUCCUCAAUUUCGUCGUCUUCAACCUCUGGACAUCUAUGUAAAAUCUAGCUUUUUCAUCAGUAGGCUCAGAUUUCAUAGCUUCAAUCACGCAAUUCGGUUUAACACCCGUGAACUGAAUGCCAUCGGAGCCGCCAUUGAUAUCGACACUCACCAAAGCAAGAAGAAGAAGAGAAAACCUAAACCGGGUUUCUUCGAAGAAAUUAGCGAUAAAUGGUCUUCUCGUAUCGGCCCUAAGAACAACAAUUUUCCUUGGCAGAAGCAGGAAGACCAAAUUCAACAACAUCGUGAAGAAGAAGAAAAUCCAUCUUCUGGGUUUGGUUUAUCUGGUAAGAAAACCGAUUCCAAUGUCCGAUAUUCUGCGAGUGAAUCGUCGAGUUUCCCAAAGCCAAGCGGAUACAUGUCUGCUCCAUGGGUUAACAAUGGGUCUAAAGGAGUGAAAUCUCCGUCUAGCUCUGAGCAGGAUAUUCGAAAUUCGAGUUUCGAUAAUGGUUUGAUUGUAGAUAGAUAUAGAAGGGAUAACGAUUAUGGCAAUAGAGGUGUAGAUGGUAUCACUAGGGAAGCAAGAGAUUCGGAUUUGGAUGAUGAUAAUAGUCAAAGAGGGAUGAUAGAUUCAGGGAAAGAGAAAGGGAUAUGGAGAGGGAAGAAGAGUAAUACGGUAGUAGCAGAGAGGAUUGUACCAGAACAUGAGCUGAUAAGGCUGAGGAAAGUAGCUUUGAGAAUGAUUGAGAGAGUUAAAGUAGGUUCUGCAGGAAUUACGCAGGCGCUUGUCGAAGCUAUUCACGAGAAAUGGGAGGUUGAUGAAGUUGUGAAGCUGAAAUUUACUGAGCCUUGUUCUCUUAAUAUGAAGAGAACUCACGAAGUUUUGGAGAAGAAAACCGGGGGGCUGGUGAUAUGGAGGUCAGGAAGCUCACUCGCGUUGUACCGAGGAAUAAGUUAUAAGCUCAAGUGUGUUCAAUCGUUUAUUAAGCAGAACAAUCUCGAUUCAAGCCCUGAAAUCCGUCGAAUUGUAGAGCCAAGGGAUUACACACCAGAGGAUGCGAAUUACCCGAAGAAUGUACCUGAAGAACAAUUAUCCGAGCUAUGUGAAUUGAACGAUUUGUUGGACGAGCUUGGUCCAAGGUUUCAUGAUUGGACAGGGUGUGCUCCGUUGCCUGUAGAUGCAGACUUGCUUCCUCCAAUGGUUCUAGGAUAUAGGAUUCCGUUUAGGAUUCUUUCACAAGGAGUAAAACCUUCUUUGUCUGACACAGAGAUGACAGAAAUGCGCCGGCUCGCUAGGACAAGCCCACCACAUUUUGCUUUGGGGAGGAGCAGAGAGUUACAAGGUCUGGCUGUGGCAAUGGUAAAGCUAUGGGCAAAGAGCGCGAUUGCAAAAAUAGCAAUCAAACGCGGUGUGGAAAACACGCGGAAUGAGAGAAUGGCAGAAGAACUUAAGAGACUUACCCGUGGUGUACUUGUUUCGAGAAACAAAGAGUACAUUGUCUUUUACAGAGGCAAUGACUUCAUGCCUCCUGCCGUUGCAGAGGCAUUUACCGAGAGACAAAAGGAGAUAACAGAAGUUCUUCAAACCAAAGAGGAUCAAGUCCGGGAAAUGGCUUCAACAAGAGUCACACUCACAUCACAAGUCAAAUCGCCUAAAACCCAGUUGCUCGCUGGAACGCUUGCUGAGACUAUAGCUGCAAGUUCUCGGUGGGCACCAGAGGCAAGCAGCGUGGAUAUCGAAGAGUUAAAGAGAGAAUCAGCUUCCAUCAAAAGAGCUGCAUUGAUUAGAGAUCUCGACCUGAGACUUCUUUGUGCAAAGCAAAAGUUGAGGAGAGCUGAGAAGGCUUUAGCUAAAGUGCAGAAGGAUCUUGACCCAUCAGAUCUCCCGAGUGAUUCAGAAAUAAUCACAGAAGAAGAAAGAGUUCUUUUCCGCAAAAUUGGUUUGAGUAUGGAUCCUUUUCUUCUCGUAGGAAGACGAGAAGUGUAUGAUGGUACUAUAGAGAACAUGCAUUUACACUGGAAACACCGGGAGCUUGUAAAAGUGAUUGUUAGAGGGAAAUCUCUUCCGCAAGUCAAGCACAUCGCUAUUUCUUUGGAGGCUGAGAGUGGAGGAGUAUUGGUAUCCGUUGAUAAAACCAUGAAAGGCUAUGCAAUUAUACUUUAUCGCGGGAAGAAUUAUCAGAUGCCAUUCCGGCUUAGGCCUUCAAACUUGUUGACAAGAAAAAAGGCUUUUGCUCGAUCGAUUGAGCUUCAAAGAAGAGAAGCCCUGAAGCAUCAUGUUGCGGACCUAGAGGAACGGAUUGAGCUGUUGAAGACUGGACAGGACGAGGACAGGGAAACAAGCAAGAAAAGUGAUGCGGAGGAAGAGAACUUGUAUUUGAGAGUGGAUGAAUCUGAUUUUUCUUCCGAUGAGGAUGAAUCUUUGGAAUAG
This is a messenger RNA of Arabis nemorensis, 2457 nucleotides long. The record is from the annotation of a GenBank genome assembly. Lineage: Eukaryota; Viridiplantae; Streptophyta; Magnoliopsida; Brassicales; Brassicaceae.